Acanthaster planci (crown-of-thorns starfish) is the source of this 2918-nucleotide messenger RNA. RefSeq lists its product as uncharacterized. Lineage: Eukaryota; Metazoa; Echinodermata; Asteroidea; Valvatida; Acanthasteridae. The record is from RefSeq and is a predicted model, not a curated record.
ACACCGGAUGCAUUGGUAUAGAGAACAACACGCAGAAGGAAAAACCACGACCUUUGCACAUUGACUGAUGAAAUUCCCUUCAACUGCAACAUCGUCAUGAUCAGUACCCACUAAGACUCACCGCACGAGACUUUGCACAGCGCUGCACUCUCCCGUACAGUGGUGUAGGUAGCUAAGGACUGACAUUGACACUUGAGUUACAACACUGACUAAGCUUUUCUGUUGUAAAACAAGGACAAGAUCAAAACAAUUUGCGAGAACGGAAUGGCGUUUCCUGCAAGACGGAGUGCGAUAGAUAUAUCACCAUUAACCGUGUUACAUCUUGCCAGCCUGUUUAUUGCUGGACACUGUCAGGAUUUUACCAGCGACCCGAGGAACACGACCGCGUUUGAGGGAGGCAGUGCACGGUUCACCUGCAGCUCACCCUAUGCCACGGUGAACACAUGCCCCGAUUCUUACAGGCUAUCUUGGAUUCACAGACAAGACGAGGCAAGUCCCUCGAUGCGAGUCGCUGAUUGUAACGAGGUGUAUUAUCCUUUUAAUCAGCGCAUGAUUACGGCGGGCGUUGAAAGAACACAGUAUUGCCUUAAUUUCCCCAAUGUUCAGCCAAAAGACAGUGGACAAUAUUGGUGCCAACUGUAUUUUGAACCGGGCAGUAUCCACAACCGAUUAUCGGCCAAAGCUUGGUUGACUGUGAACCCACUUCUCCCAAGAUUCUCUCCCUCGUGCGAGGUACAGCCAGAAGAACCCUCUAUCGGCACAGAAAUAUCCUUAACCUGUACUCUCUCUGAACGUGACCCAGUCAGUUUCCUGACUUGGUACAAGGCUGACUCAAAUAACGAACAGGUUGCAAUUUCAAAAUCGAGGAAAACCCAACCGGGGCAGGGCUAUACGAUCCAGCAGGUACUGGAACCGACUGACAACAUGCUGGAGUUCACCUGUACGGCAGGACCUCAUACAACUGGUCCUAGUUGCUCCCUAUUCCCUCUACAAAUUAAUCCCUUUGUUACCGUCUCGCCUUCCUUCCUAACUCGCUACGAAGGUGAAAGGGCGGUGUUCACCUGCAAUUUGGAGACAGUUCCACCAGCAGAUGUGGACGAGUUUCGGUGGAUGGUGUACCGAGAGGAUGAAUGGCAGGUGAAUAUAAGUCCAGAGGACAAUGACUACCGCUUUGAGUUGACACCCCAGGGACAAACUCUUGAGAUCCCUAAACUCACAAUCGAAGACUUCGAUGAGUCUAGGGUGAGAUGUUCCGCAAUUGUGAACGGGGCUCAAUUCCAGAGUGUCAAUGACUCUUUUUUGACAGUUCUAUCGUCAACAGCUACGCCACCAGACGACGACACGACACAGGGAUCAUCAGCAGGGGCAAUAAUUGGUGGUGCCCUUGCUGUCGUCCUGUCCCUGGGUGGUAUGGCUCUUCUUGUCAUUUACUGGGUUAAGAAUAAGCAAAAACUCAAACAACCGCCGCUGGAGGGAGCAGACAAUCUGAUCAAGAUGCGAGGAAGAAAGGACGGGCUUAAUGACUACACCAACGACACUGGUAAUGCCCCCACAUACGAAAAUAUCUUAGAGGACAGCCGACAAUCUUCCCACCCUCUGAGCACAAAAGCAUCGACGGAUGACCCCGCUGAGGCAGCAGGGGUCAUGUAUACCCUUCCGGGUCACACAGGGAGCGGCAGGAUCCGAAGAUACCUGGUACCGACUUCAGCCAAUGACAAGGCGGCCGACCUAACGCCAGUCGAUGAACACGACUCAGCGUCAAAUCAAGUUGCCAGCGAGCAGGUGAUCUACGCCAUGCCCUUCGGAGACGACGAAACCCCCACAACGUCGAGAUCGGAAGCCCGGGGUAGCCACGACCCGUUGGAGAGUAUUGGAACAGCACAGGCUACAGAUGGCAAAGACACUGACAGCGCCAGGGGAAUGCAUUAUGCUGAUCUAGACCUAGAUACCUCCUCAAAGACUAGAGCUAGCCAACAAGGAGGUACUACUGCUGUACCUGAAACAUCUGCAGACACAGUUUACGCUGAAAUACACAAUGAUCCAUAGGAAAAAGCAAAUUCACCUAUACAUGUAUUGGCGUUUUACUGACUGGUCAAUCAUACACAACUUGCACAGGCCUAGUUCUUGAAUCAUACGCAAAUUGAGCUGGACUCUUUACAUUCAUUUUCGUCAACACUUAAAGCGAUGCUUAGAAACUAACACAGAAAUGAAUUUGCUGAAGAUUUCUCAGGGAAUUUAUUUCCCCGAAGUUUAUCUAGCUAGAGAUGGUGUAAAAGGUCAUAGUGUGUUAAAACUAUUACGUUGAGCCGGGGGCGUCAAAAUAAUGCUUGGCAGUAGGCAUCUUAAAACUUAUAACGUGGGGUACAUAGAAAAUACUAAGUCAAGGUAUUCAAUAUUAUUAAUCAAGCUCAGAAAUUAAUUUCAAAAACUCGAAAAGUUGUUUAAACACCUCGCUGAAGAUUCCAAGCAAUAGGUUAUUAAGUAUAUAUUUACCAUUAGUGUUCUGAUCGAAAUCUUCACAAGUCCAGCAAUAAGCCCUUUCAAAGGGCCUGUUAUAAGUAAAGGGGUGACUAAUGAUACUUGAAUGAUUUUGUCCAAGUAUAUUUGAAUAGCUUCUGGUGUGAAUGAUUCGUGGUGGACUACCAUAUCUUUCACUAUUUAAAACCGUUCUUGGCUACUUACUGGCCUAUUAACUAUUGCUUAGUGUCCAAAACACUUUUGUUAGCAUUUAAAUGUGCCAAUUCAAAUUUUAAUUUCAAAAUACUGCAACGCUCUUUAUUGUUUAGUUUAGGGUUUAAACAGCCUCAUAGGACAGGGAUCAAACUUUCAGAAUGAGUUAUGUUUCCUCGACAAAAUGUACUGAAAAAGUUUUGAUUCAAUGCUAGUGUGUUCAAAAUGCCCUACCAUUGAUUCAAUCA